UGGUCAAAAGGGGGCGUGGCCUCUCGCUGUCAUGGCGGCGCCCAUGGUGGACGCCCCUCAGGGGGUCCCCGAGCCCCCCGGGACCCCUCCGGACGCGGCCCCGGCGCAGCCCGAGGAGGAGGAGCUCGAUUUCCCCCAGUACGAACUGGGCCGCCCCCCCCGCCCGGUUUGGGGAGCGCGGGAGGAAUUCGCGAAGCGCCCCGAAAAUUAUCUGCGAGGCUGCAAAUGGGCCCCCGACGGCUCCUGCGUCCUCACCUGCAGCAACGACAACGCCCUGAGGAUCUUCGACCUCCCCCUCCCCCCGGGACCCCCCCCGGGGGCGCCCCUCCCCCAGCUGCUCCCGGCCGUGCAGGUGGCCGAAGGUGACACCAUCUACGACUUCACCUGGUACCCCCUGAUGGACUCCAGCGACCCCCCCAGCUGCCUGGUGGCCGCCAGCAGCCGGGACAGCCCCGUGCACCUCUGGGACGCCUUCGACGGGACCCUGCGGGGGUCGUUCCGUGCCCACAACCACCUGGACGAGCCCGUGGCCCCCCACUCGUUGGCCUUCGCCCCCGACGGCUCCCGGCUCCUGGGGGGCUUCGACGGCGCCGUGCGCGAGUUCCCGACCGAGCGGCCGGGCCGGGGCGGCCUGCAGAGGAACCUGCACCAGGGCGGGCAUGGCCAGCGAGGCCUGAUUGGCUGCCUGGCCUUCAGCCCCAGCCAAUCGCUGUUCGCCUGCGGCUCCUAUGGGCGGAGCCUGGGGCUGUACCCGCUGGAAGGGGGCGGGGCCGUGGCGCUCUGGCCCCGCCUCCCAGCCGCGCCCACUCACCUGCGCUUCAGCCCCUGCGGGACUUACCUGUACGCGGGCGGGAGGAAGGACCGCCACAUCCUGUGCUGGGACCUUCGUGUCCCCGAGCGUCCCCUCCUGGCGCUGCCGCGGCGCGUGGCCACCAACCAGCGCGUGACCUUUGACCUCGACCCGUCGGGGCGGUUCCUGGUCAGCGGUGACACCGAUGGCUUUGUCACCGUCUGGGACACGCUGGCCCCUCCCCCCGGCCAGGGGGACCCCCCCGAGCUGCCCCCCCUGCUUCGCUUCCGCGCCCUCCGCGACUGCGUCAACGGCGCCAGCCUGCACCCCGGGCUGCCGCUGCUGGCCACGGCCUCGGGCCAGCGCCUGUUCCCGGCGCCGUGGGACAGUGACGGUGACAGCGAGGGGACCGAGGAGGGGCCGGCCCCGGGAGGGGACAUCCGGCUGCAGCUCUGGUGGUGGGGACCCGAGGACAGCGGGGACAGCGGCUGGGACCUCCCUGGGGACAGCGGGACCGGAGAUUGUCACCUCCCCGGGGACAGCAGGACUGGAGAUUGUCACCUCCCUGGGGACAGCGAGGGUCACAUCCCCGGGGACAGUGGGACCGGAGAUUGUCACCUCCCUGGGGACAGCAAUUGUCACCUCCUUGGGGACAACGAGGGUCACAUCCCUGAGGACAGUGGGACCGGAGAUUGUCACCUCCCCGGGGACAGCGAUUGUCACCUCCCCGGGGACAGCGGGACCGGAGAUUGUCACCUCCCUGGGGACAGCAGGACCGGAGAUCGUCACCUCCCUGGGGACACCGAUUGUCACCCCUCUGGGGACACCAGGACUGGCGAUUGUCACCUCUAUGGGAGCACCGAGUGUCACCUCCCCGGGGACACCGGGACUGGAGAUUGUCACCUCCCUGGGACACCAAUUGUCACCCCUCUGGGGACACUGGGACUGGAGAUUGUCACCUCCCCGGGGACACUGGGACUGGCUGUUGUCACAUCCCUGGGGGACACUGAGUGUCACCUCCCUGGGGACACCGAUUGUCACUCCUCUGGGGACACUGGGACUGGAGAUUGUCACCUCCCUGGGGACACCAGGACUGGCAAUUGUCACCUCUCUGGGAGCACCGAGUGUCACCUCCCUGGGGACACCAGGACUGGCAAUUGUCACCUCUCUGGGAGCACCGAGUGUCACCUCCCUGGGGACACCGGGACUGGAGAUUGUCAGCCCCUGGGGACACUGUGACCACUGGCUGUCACCUCCUUGGGGACACUGGACUGGCCAUUGUCACCCCUUUGGGGACACCGAUUGUCACCUCCUUGGGGACGGCAGUUGUCACCCACCCCGGGGACAGUGACUGUCACCUUUGGGGACACAGCUGUCACCCUUGGGGACCCCUGGAGGGUCACAGCCCCCCCUGGGGACCCCAAAUGUCACCCCCAGGCCUCGGUUGUACUAAAGGCGUUGUGACUGUCA
Haemorhous mexicanus (house finch) is the source of this 2260-nucleotide messenger RNA. It is a transcript of the gene WRAP53, whose product is annotated as WD repeat containing antisense to TP53. Gene Ontology annotation, cellular component: Cajal body. The coding region runs from base 32 to 2029 and encodes 665 amino acids. The transcript has 11 exons. The record is from RefSeq and is a predicted model, not a curated record. Lineage: Eukaryota; Metazoa; Chordata; Aves; Passeriformes; Fringillidae. Gene Ontology annotation, molecular function: protein binding; RNA binding. Gene Ontology annotation, biological process: Cajal body organization.